AGACUUUCAUGACCUCUUUCACGAAUACCUUCAGCAAACAAUUAAAAAAAGCGCCGCAUUUAUUGCAAAGAGCGUAUGCAAGAGCGGAGGCUGAAACAAUUUGCCGAAUGCCUCAGUUUGACGUCGACGGUCGCGUACUACGGACGUGUUUUCUGUACUUUUGCGGUGCGAAAUAAAUAUACGUCGAACACGUACUUUUGAUUGGUAUGGCGGUGUGUUUUUUUUUUAAUUGAGAUGGUUAAUGUGAUGUGAGAGUUUUGUGAGUAGUGGAAAAAAUUAUGUGACAAUGAUAAACCCCAGAUUUACUUCGAAAUACAACUCAUACGACAGAAGCAAAUAUCCCAUAGAUUUUAUAAAAUGAAAUAUGAAUUAACUAUUUAACAAUUCAAAUAAUUUAUUAAAUUUAAUUAAUAUAAUUAAUUGUUAUUUGAUAUGGAAAGAAACAAGAGUGAGUGCUAGUUAAAAAUAAAAAUGUGUAUAAAGUAUAGUGAAUCAUAGGACAAAAUGAUCAAAAUGACAGUGCUGGUCCAAGCUCUGGUGGUCUGCUUGACUUGCUUCAGCCUGCAAUUUAUUGGCACGGUGAACACGCUCAAGUCCCUUCAAAUCCACGUCCCAAAAGCGGUGCUAACAGGCCGAGACGCCGAACUUAUGUGUACAUACGAGUUGGAAGGCGCACAGUUGUAUUCAAUACGCUGGUACAGAAACAUGAUUGAGUUCUACCGGUAUGUGCCGAAGGAGUCGCCGGCUACCAAAGUGUUUCCUGUAGCUGAAAUUAAAGUUGACGUAGCAGCAUCCGACCAGAACCGGGUGGUACUGACGGAGGUAGACCGAACACUGACGGGCGAGUACCAGUGCGAGGUAUCUGCUGAUGCCCCUCUGUUCCACACAGACAUCAAGGCAGCAGAGAUGGUAGUAGUCGAACCGCCUUUGCUGAGUCCGAACGUAACGUCGGACCGGAUGUCCUAUAUAGGCGGGGACCACAUCAGAGCGAACUGCACCUCCCCUCCCUCCCUCCCCGCCGCCAACAUCACGUGGUAUGUCAAUGAACAAAUGGUUCCCAGUUUCACAGCGAACCAUGUUCUGAACUUCAGUAACGGGUACGCCUCCAGUCUGUCGACAUUAGAAUUAGAAGCCGCAGUGCUCUCCCCCGUUCCCACGCUUAUGAUAAGGUGCGAAGCGUCCAUUUUCGACGUAUGGAAAGCGACGAGCCACACAAUAGUUCUACGAGAGCGGAGUGCUAACCCGGCGUCUGCGCUUGGCAGGAGUUUCACGGGUGGUGCUACUGAAACCUGCAUACCGACAAUCGUAGUCCUCCUUUCUCAAUUCGUCUUACAAUUCUUGUUAGAAAGAUAUACAGAGACCUCGAUAAGAUAGCUGCAUACUAUGACUAGGGAUAGUGUAAUUAUAGUAAAGAAUUAAACAGGAUAGAGGCGGGAGUUAUGAACGGGUUAACCCAAAAGUGGUCAUGCAAUACAUAAUAUUGCGCCGCUGUGGUAUUUUAUAUCAUAUUGUAGGGCCUGCACAGACUGCAAGCGUUCUAAGUUCUACAUACGCAACGUUUGUUACUUUAUACCACCGUACAGAUAGAAGGGGUUAAACCUAUGUGUGUGGUGUUAUGAAGUUACGUAUUUACGCCAAUCGCAGAACGCAAAACUUAACACUUUCACAGUUCAGUGAGCCAAAGUAGGUUCAAGCCAAUUUCUCUUCACAAGUCCGUGGGUCCAUGUGGGCUUAUAGUACUUGUGAUUUUUCUUCUAUUAAUCUACUGGGAUUUGCGAGGUGGUAGUUAAUCUAUUAUUAUUAUUAUGAGGACUGUGAACGUGUUAAAACGCGGGACUCUAUCUAUCUGCACAGGCCCAUUUUACCCCAGUUGCCGUCGCCUUAAUGCCGCUGUUCCAAUGACGAUUUUGAGCGCUGGCGUUUCUCCGGUGUAUGUCACGUCUACCUAAUUUACGUGAUGCGCUAUUCAGUAAGUAUGUUUCUAUAACUCCACAGUGUGAGUUACGAAUUCGUCUCUCUCUAAUACCAUACUGUCUUUUUCUUAGAGUGCCUCUCAGUUACUGAAAGUCGGUGGUUAGCUUUCUAAAUUUUUCCAUGUACAUGGCUAGGUUCUUCAGGUGUUUGAGAGCCACACUAAUCUCGUAUAGGCUGACGUCCGGGAUAUCUUCGGUAUAGUGUCGGGUCAACUUGGCUCUGGGGUCUUUAGCCAAGUUGUCAACAGGCUGCUGAGUAGUCGUGUAUAGCUGUCCAUAGAACUUCUCGACCUCACUUAAUAACUCGGGCUUGGAAGAAAUCAGAUUACCGUGCUCAACAAUAAGGCGCCAGGUGAGGACGGAAUCACAGCAGAACUCCUGAAAGCGGGUGGAAAACCGAUACUUAAAGUCCUUCAGCGAUUGUUCAAUUCCGUCAUUCACGAGGGCACGACGCCUGAGGCGUGGCAUAGGAGCGUGGUGGUUCUGUUCUUCAAAAAAGGUGACAACACCUUGCUGAAGAAUUACAGACCCAUCUCGCUGCUAAGUCAUGUUUACAAAUUGUUCUCGAGAGUCAUUACGAAUCGUCUCGCUAAUAGGUUUGACGACUUCCAGCCUCCCGAACAAGCCGGUUUCCGAAAAGGUUUUAGUACCAUUGACCACAUCCAUACGCUGCGGCAGGUUAUACAGAAGACUCACGAGUAUAACCAUUCACUUUGCUUAGCGUUUGUGGACUAUGAGAAAGCCUUCGAUUCGGUGGAAACCUGGGCUGUGCUAAGGUCAUUGCAGAGAUGCCGAAUUGAUUACAGGCAUAUCCAAGCGUUGAAGUGCUUGUACGAAAACGCCACUAUGUCAGUCCGUAUUCAGGAUCAGACUACGAGGCCAAUCCAGUUGCAGCGAGGAGUGCGUCAGGGAGAUGUGAUCUCUCCGAAGCUAUUUACCGCCGCACUGGAAGACGUCUUUAAGCUUCUGGACUGGGGCGGACUUGGCAUCAACAUCAAUGGCGAGUACAUCACUCAACUGCGGUUCGCGGACGAUGUAGUCAUCAUGGCACAGACUCUGGAUGACCUUAAUACCAUGCUCAAUGACCUCAGCAGCGUUUCUCAACAGGUGGGCCUGAAAAUGAACAUGGGCAAAACAAAAAUAAUGUGUAAUGCUCAUAUAUCGCUCCACCCAGUUAUAGUUGAGAACGCUGCACUCGAAAUUGUAGACGAAUACAUAUACCUAGGACAUAUGAUCCAGUUAGGUAGGUCCAAUUUCGAGAAAGAGGUGAACCGUCGAAUCCAACUCGGCUGGGCUGCAUUCGGGAAACUUCGCGACAUCUUUUCGUCCGAAAUUCCUCAGUGCCUGAAGACAAAAGUCUUCGAACAGUGCGUGUUGCCAGUGAUGACCUAUGGUUCCGAGACUUGGUCGCUAACUAUGGGCCUCAUAAGAAGGCUCAGAGUCACACAGCGGGCGAUGGAACGAGCUAUGUUAGGAGUAUCUCUGCGUGAUCGAAUCAGAAAUGAGGAGAUCCGCAGAAGAACCAAAGUCACCGACAUAGCUCAACGAGUUGCGAAGCUGAAGUGGCAAUGGGCGGGGCACAUAGUGCGAAGAGCCGAUGGACGUUGGGGUCCCAAAGUGCUGGAAUGGCGACCCCGCACUAGUAAGCGCAGUGUUGGCCGACCCCCCACCAGGUGGACUGACGACAUCAAGCGAGUCGCAGGGAUUCGCUGGAUGCAGGUGGCUCAGUAUCGUGAUGUUUGGAAGUCCCUACAAAAGGCCUAUGUCCUGCAGUGGACGUCCAUCGGCUGAUAUGAUGAUGAUGAUGAUGACAUGGCUAGGUGGAAAAGUUCUUCGACUGUCUUUAUGCCAGUCCACUCCCUUAAGUUUCGUAACCAGGACUUUUCUUUCUUCUUACUGCUCUUUUAUGUGCAAUCUUGCCCAACAUAAUAGUUUAAAGCAAACGGAUCGUGUCGCAAAUUAUGCCCGAGGUACGAGAUUUUCCGUUGCUUGAUGGUUUUAACAAGCUCAGUCUUCUUCUGCAUUCUGUCUUUCCGUCCAACUAAUGCGGAGCAUUGUGCGGUAUGUCCACAUCUCAAAGAAAGUACGAUACCAUAGAUAGAGACAAAUUCGAUGCUCACAACGUCGAGUUCAUCCAUACAGAGUAGCACUGCUACUGUCAGCAAUAUUGAGGCAAUGGAAACGUCUGGACGACACCGUAAAAUCGUAGGUAAAAUCAAAUAACGUAGUAAACAAACAUUAGCUUGCGUUUUAGAGGAAAUAAAAGAAAGUAUCGUCGACAAGUUCGACAAGACAAGGAAAAUCCUUUGUGAUAUAACGCAUGAUUUACGCUAAAUUCUCGCAACGUUAUCGUUGUGUUUGUGUUGUCGCUGGUCAAACGUUCGAGAAACGCUACCGUUUUUAAAACGCCAGUGGGUUAGCGGCCUUAUCCUUGUAUGUUUAAUACUUUAUUAUAAUCUAUGAAGUAAAGUAAUGAUGUAGUAAGUCAGGGUUUUAUAAAAGUUGUUUUAAUAAUGUUAAGGACAAUACUUUUUCAAGUUACAUCUAUGUCGUUUUAAUUUUAUUGAAAACAAUAACGUUAAACUAAUGUUAAUUAAUUUGUAUAUAAUAUUUCUAAGGUAUAAAUAGAUAAAUUGUUAAAAUAUGUUUCAGUGUAAUGUAAGGGUCAGAGCUCAUUAGCCACCAGCCCCAGCAUUGCCUCGUCACGUUCAGUUCGUUUCUGUAAGGACUUAAGUCCACUAAAACAACUUCGUCACAUAACCGUCGCCUCGCUUGCAAGCUGUCACGAGAUGAAGCAAUGCAGGGAGGGUGCCUAGUGGCUCUAAGGCACAAUGACCUAGCUUGCACAGUACAUAGAUUUCGUGAGUACGGCAGGAUGGCAAUGAUCCUAUUGUGAUAUUGAAAUAGAAAAAUGUCUAAACUUACACCAAUACUGUUAAAAUUUCCACGACUAGUUGCGAACCCAUACUUAGUCAUGAGCAUUGAGAGACCUUUAUGCAACGCGGAGAAAAACAAAAUUUUGUAUACUCCGAUAAUAUUACAGACGUUUUUCUAUAUCAAUAUCAUGGAAAAUACACAUGAUAGUGUAAAUUUUAAAAAGUUACAUUAUUUAAUAAUUAAGUUAUGUCUGUUUGUCUGGAAAUUAUUUUAUAAGUUUAUGCGAAUAUUUUUUCUGCUUUUUCUGCUUUAAAAAGAUAUCUGAUAGUUUAAGUAUAUGGCCUAAUAAAAGGUUAAUUUCGAUACUACGAUGGAAUGUAGGUCAAAGGACUUACAGCUUAACUUAUAUCCAAGAUAAUUAAUUUACUAAUUUUCAUCAAAAAACAGAUAAAUUUAAGUCUUAUAAAUCUUUUUAUUGUUAAUUAUUGAACAAGAAAUUAGAAAAGAGAGCUUGAUUUUCUAUUAAUUAGCUUUACAAUAAAUAUUAAUUAAUAUAGACUGAUUAAUUUACUGUAAAUAUAAUAGAUGUAACAAUUCGAAUGUAAAUAAGUUAUUAUUACCGUUCGUACUAAGAAUUGAGUAAAGUUAUUCCUAUUAAUAUUAAAUGAAAAUGGAAAACACGAACUGUUUAAUUGAAAUUAACCGUAAAUUAAAACUUAUUAAUGUUUAAAAGCUUUCGUGUUGUUUGGUAAGUGACCGUUUAAUAUUAUUUCAGUUUUUUUUUUCAAGUUUUUUUUUUUAACUUAGUACACGUUUUUACUGUAGACAAGCGUGCUUUUCUUUGCCCGGUAUCUUACUAUGCUACUGGCAAAGACAUUCCAUUCACAAUUUUGUCAAUUGAAGUUAAAAAGAAGAAAAAAAAUGGAAAAUCCGCCUCAUAAAACUCAUUAGACAAAAUUUAACAUAAUAUUUUGAUGUAACGUGUAGCAGCAACAGUGAUUGUACCAUUAUUCUGUGUCAGAGGAAACAACUCGAGCACACCAGAACUUGUGACCAGGUUUAAGGGAUCUCUUUCGAAUGCAUCAACACUCACCUUCCCUGUCUGAUUUUCUCCAUGCCCACACUAAACAAUUUAUGAUAAACAAUAAUUACAAUACAAAACAUUAUUGCACAAAACCACCCGCCACUGAAUGUUACAAUGUUUUAUGGAAUCCAGUGACAAUAUACGGUACAUAAAUUUUACAUUUUCCAAAUUCCCAUGAAACAAUCUUAAACUGCAACAUCACUUACCAUUAGGUGAGUUAGCAGUAAAACGUGGACUAAACAGUGAAUAAAAUAGAUCACAAUAAUAAAACCCAUGAUAUCUAUUUUCUAUUUUACUGUCCAUAGCUACGAGUAUUAUAAGUUAAAGUAAUAAAAAGAUAAGGCCUCUUCUAAAAAAUACUAUUCAGAACUACUUUUCUUCAUAUUAAACUUAUUCAGAAGCUGUAAAAGAUAUUUUUAUCUCGAAAAAAAGAAAGGCUUACGUCACUGUAAGCCCUUUAACCCCAUUUGAAAGCGUCAAGAGUUAACCCCUGUUUAGUGCCGGGAUUCUUAAGUCUCGAAACAGGUCAAGUGCUUUAGGUCUUUAGGUACAUUUUCAUUUUACAUACUCGUAUUUAUUACUAUUUUUUUGUUUAUGGUUAAAGUCUUGCGCUUGACUACAGUGACGCCUGGUGGAAAUAAAUGAUGAGCUUAUUUUUGGGCCUGCUUAUUUACCUGUUUAAUCUUUUGUUUAGACGACCUUAAAUGAUUAUAGAUGGAAACUAAAGAUUUCGCAGUAUUUCAAAUUGGGAAUGUAAAACCAAAACGCUUAGUGCCUGGAUGUCAAUAACUUUGGAGAUACAAAUUUCUACGUCACCCAAUUAUGAGUCUUAUCCACGAUAGCAUGGGCGUCAGGAAUGACACAUUUAGGCCAAAACGCUCUUCUCGAAAGGCCCUCUAAGUCAAGGUCAGAGUCUCACAUGAGACGCUCUUGAAGAGUCAUUCCGCCCAUCUCUUCUUCUGCUACUGCCUUCAGGCCCCAUUAAGCGAUGCUUCCAUACCCAAAACUCACCGUGAUGUCGCUGAGGUGAGCUAAUAACUAAAAACCAUAUUUGUACAAGCUAUCAAAACCGCCCAAUUAUAUCAAUAAAUCAUUGUAAAUGUGUCGGGUUAGUUUUAAUCAAAAAUAUGUUUGCGGCACUGCCUGCCUUUGUAAUAUUUCCACCGAAUUUUUUAGUUCAUCAAAAUCAUCGCGACUUAUGGUAACGAACUCAAAGUAUGAGGAUUGAUUUUUAAACUAUAAUAAUGUGCAUAGUAAUAAAUAACAAUAAACAUAAGUUUGUAACUAAGAACUAAAAAACUAUUAACUGAUCCAUCUUUUGAUUCUUUAGAAAAGUGCCUCGUGGAAUUUUAAUACGAAAUUACUGUUAUAAAUAAAAUAUGGCUUAUUAAAUGUUUCCUUAGCGUGGUUUAAACUAAAGUGAGAAUUUUCUUUAAUACUGUAGCAUCAAUGACGUAACAGAAUAGUUGAUGAUCCAAUGGGACCGGAUUAAGCAACGGGAUGAAAUAAAAAGAACGCUAGACGUCAAACGUUAAAUCCCUUCGUUAGUGCUCGUUGAUCCAGUGAAUAUUCAUUGUGUUUAAAAUCUGUAUAUAUAAAUAGUUAUACUAGUUCUUUCUCACGUGGGUAAUUUUUGGGGGUGUUUGAGAAAUCAGAAUAUUUCUGAAAUGCAUUGUGUAUUGAGUUGAGUUGAGUAGAUCAAAUAAAUUAUGUCCUAUUAAAUGGACUUGAUGGAUUGGAUGGACUAUUAAAUUACUGAAGAUACUUAGUGAGGAUUAAAAUAAAAACUUAUUUGUAUUUUGAGAAAUUCAUAAGUUAAAUGAUAAAAAUCAAAAUAAAUAAAUUAAAUGAAUCGAAUUGUAAUGUAAUGCAAUGCAUUAUUUACCAUAUUAUAUAUGAAUUUGUAUGUAUUUAAUGUUUUUUUUUUUUAAAUUGGGAAAUCCAUGGUACGAACUUUCAGAUCCUACGAGUUUUACUCACGAAAAGCUAUCCAAUGCUGCCAAACACCCUCUUUAAAAUUGACUACACCCUCUUGUAUUAAAUAUUGUCGUUUAUAGAGUAAAAAAAUGUAAAUUUAUUGAAAACUGGGGUUAAUUGUAAAAAAAUUAUUGUUAUGUAAUUAUUAUUAUGGCUGUGUUUUUGUAAAAAAUAUGCAUUCGAUUUUAGUGAAUUAUUGAUGCUUCUAAAGUCAAGACAGCCGAUUAUGGUGCAGGGGGUAGAAACUAUGUUAAUGAUUCAUUGUCUACGAUGGAAACUAUGUUAAUGAUUGAUCGUCUACGACGGAAGCUAUGUUAAUGAUUUAUCGUCUACGAUAGAAACUAUGUUAAUGAUUGAUCGUCUACGAUUAUGGUGCAGGGGGUAGAAACUAUGAUAAUGAUUAAUUUUCGUUUAAGAGUAUAUUUCGUGCAUAGGGUAUUGACGAUAUUUGAAUUAUAUUUUAAAACCUAAUGUUUAGAAACCUUUUGUUUUGUUUAUAGAGCACCUGACUUGGGUGUCCUUACCUUAUUCCGUAACUUUUUUGAAAUUUGAGUGAUCAAACUCUCUUCUUUUAAUCACUUUAAAUUUUGUUAAACUUGUAAACGUAAAAGUUGCAAAAUAAGGGGCAAUAUGUAGGUCUAGCAAGCGUAAUCGAUACACCUUGUGAAAAGACAACAUUUCGUCGACCAAUAGCUGUGGAGUUGAAAUAUCGCUCUGUUUUGUCCUAACACGAUAUUUUCCAUUCCGCUUUAUUAUUUUAUUAUUAAUUCGUUUAUUUCAAUUAAGCUUAGUUCUUAAGCACUUUUGAAACGCCAGGUAAUGUUAUUAGAUAAUGGUAAUAAAUAAAAACGAAAACUUAAAAUUAAAGUUAUUGGUCGACAUUUGUCUUUCUUUCAUCUCGAAUGUUGUGGUGCGUAACUCAGGACGUUAUUAACUUUGUGACGGACAUUAGGUAAAUGGAGGUUUUUCAAAAAAACCUCAUUCCAAUAUUUGUGAUUUUAAAGGACACAAAAGGGUUUAUUGUACGUAUAAGUUUGUUCGCCUAGUAUGCAUUACAUUGAAAAUGAUUUUAGUAUGUAAAAAUGACUAGUUUAAAAAUGAAAUUGUAAAAAUAAACGAUGUACUAAAAUUA
Messenger RNA from Bicyclus anynana (squinting bush brown), 9043 nucleotides. RefSeq lists its product as uncharacterized. The record is from RefSeq and is a predicted model, not a curated record. NCBI's taxonomy places the organism in Eukaryota, Metazoa, Arthropoda, Insecta, Lepidoptera, Nymphalidae. The coding region runs from base 505 to 1374 and encodes 289 amino acids. The transcript has 8 exons.